UGGACUUCGAGCUGGAGGAGCUCUCCUCGGUGCCCUUCGUCAACGGGGUCCUCUUCUGCAAGAUGCGGCUGCUGGACGGCGGCAGCUUCACCGCCGAGUCCUCCAGCUCCGGGUCUGUGCAGUGAGGGAAAUGCCAGCUACGUUUUAGAGUUGGUGUGAGACUAAGCUUCAUGUUGUAAACUCUGAAAUGGUCGCUCGUGUCGCUGAAAUAGAGAGAAACUAGAGGAUUCGCGUGCAUUUCUGUCUCAUGCAUGAUGUCCUACAAGGCUCGGAAUUCUGCCCUUCAUCUUGUAUAUUAAACAUUUAGAAGUGUACCCAACACAGAGAAAAUAAACGUGCAUUGAAUGAGUGAUGAAGAGUCACUUUAAACUGACUGACAGGGAGGUGGUGCAAGCCAACUGUGUUCGCUGGAGAAAGAGAUUCUCAUUUAUGUGCAAGAUGAGCGCCGGCGCCUCCACCGGCGUCCUGGACCCUUGUGUCUGCAGAGUGUCUGUACGGAAGGAAUUAAAAGGUGGCAAAGCUUAUGCAAAGCUGGGCUUUGCAGAUCUAAACCUGGCAGAGUUUGCCGGAUCAGGAAAUACCACCCGCCGCUGUUUACUGGAAGGCUAUGAUACCAAAAAUACAAGACAGGACAAUUCCAUUCUCAAAGUUUUGAUCAGUAUGCAGCUGAUGUCUGGUGACCCAUGUUUUAAAACACCUCCCUCCACAUCCAUGUCAAUCCCGAUCGCUGGAGAAUCGGAGUCUUUGGAAGAGGAUCGGAAAGGUGGAGAGACUCUCAAAGUGCAUCUCGGAAUAGCAGAUCUUUCAGCAAAGAGUGCCUCUGUUCCAGAUGAACUUGGUGCCUGGGGACAUUCUAGAACAUCAAGCUAUGCAAGCCAGCAGUCCAAAGUAUCAGGGUAUAGCACGGGUCACUCCCGGUCGUCCAGUUUCUCCGAGUUCUGCCACAGAAGAAAUACCUCAGUGGGCAGCACAUCAACAGGGGUUGAAAGCAUCCUGGAGCCAUGUGACGAAACUGAGCAAACCACAGCUGAACCGACUCUUGACCCAGCCGAUAAAGAAGAAGACGCUUCUGAGAAAGCCUCCAGAUGCCCAGUGAAGCAGGAUUCUGUUGAAUCUCAGCUGAAGCGGGUUGAUGACACCAGAGUGGAUGCUGAUGACAUUGUGGAGAAGAUCCUGCAAAGUCAAGACUUCAGUCUCGACUCCAGCGCCGAAGAAGAAGGACUCAGGUUAUUUGUGGGGCCUGGAGGAAGCACAACCUUUGGCAGCCAUCACCUUCCAAACAGGGUAGGAUCUGGAGCCUAUGAGCAGGUAGUGAUCAAACGCUAGAGGGGAUGCGGGCCGUGGACAGACUCACCGGUGGACAGACGCUUCCCUGGGGACGUGAGCUGUGGACACCAGGUGUUUCAAGGUGUUUUAGUCAAGCAUGUGAGAAAAGCAAUGAAUUCAUUUUCAAAGCGAAGUUCAUCCGUGCAGAGGAAAGCAGCGCUGGCUCCUUCUCAGAGCACCCCCCAGCAUCCGUACCAAGCCACUCGCCCACCCUUCUCGGAGCAGAGCACCCCCCAGCAUCCGUUGGGAGCCAUCGCCCACCCUCCUCCGAGCAGAGCACUCCCCAACGUCUAUCCGCAGCCAUCGCCCACCCUUCUCAGAGCGCCCACCCUUCUCGAAGCAGAGCACCCCCCCCCCCGCAUCGGUCUGGAGCCAUCGCCCACCCUUCUCGAAGCAGAGCACCCCCCAGCAUCCGUACCGCGCCUUCGCCCACUGAGGGAGCAUGGGAAUGGAGGGUAAAGGCCUGGCCUGCCUCAGCACCCCUUCUGCUUGUACUUUUUUUUUUUCAAAUUUUUAAGUAAUCAACUUUAAUUGCAUGAUUUACAACAGUUGAAGGGUUUUGCUUUCUGUUUUCAAGUUUUACAGAACGUGGGGGUGGGGCAGAGCAAGGAAGGGAAGAAACUUGGGACAUUUGCCUGUUAGGGUCACCCCGCUGGCCAUCUGCUUGUCCUUUCGAGGCACCCCGAGGAGGGUGGCACUGGGCACAUCUGAGUGUGAUUUUGGUGUCCCAACACAAAAAUCCAAGGCAGGGGCGCUCAACAGCUCUGGGCUGUGUCUAAAUUUUACAUUUAAGAGACAGUGUGGGAGGUCAGUUUAAACUAUCAAAAUAACUAUCAAAAUGCUAUCCAAAUAACUGUAAUUCCUAUUAAGUAAAUCUUCCAUGUCCCACUACCUAUAGCAUGGUCCUAAGCGUAUUAACGCCUUUACACAGUAAUUGACAGAAGGUGGGUGUCUGUGCUUUGGGACUUAAACACUUUAAGUACUUCAUAUUUCUAAAUGUUUCCGACGUAAGUCAAAGGGCAAGUGUGCCCAAGUCUGAGACAGCUGGACGGAAGGAGCGCUGAGCCUGUGCCUCUGCGGUGUAUAUUGUCCCUUGCCGUUACUAUCAGAUGGGCUGCAAAAGCCCCAGCCGCUCCCUGUAAGAGUCAAGGUGAGCUUACUAAAGAUCAGGAUGUUAGGCUACCGAAGGCAAGCUAGGAGAAAAACUCGAUUAUGAUCCAUCCAGUGCUGAGACUUGCUGGGCUCAGCAGUCAAAAGGAAGACUGAGAUGCUCAGUCUUAUGUGAACUGACACUCCCCAUGCCAUGCUAAUGGACAGACGUCUGAGCGGCUGCUGGAUUUCACUGUCGCCACGAGACUGGCACGUUCCUAUUUUAGCCUCUUUGACCAGAGACUGUUUUCUUUGCUGUGUCAGAGCUGAGCUGUGUGAAACCAGCGUAGACUGUAACAUACCUCUACUACAGCUUUUAGGGUGCAAAUAUCUAGUCUGGAUCCAUGUUACCAGCACAGCACACAGCUGUGGUGUUUCUGAUUUUUGACAGUACCCGUGUAGAAAGAACUAAACUUCCCUUCGCUGAAGAGAGGCAUGAGGUGGUACAGAGCCAGCAAUGCCCCUUCCCCACCUUCACAAUCAUGUCUGAGUACACAGUAGGUCAGCACAGGCUUACUGUGACCAAGAUCCUUUUGUGUUGACAAAGUAAUAGAGUUAUGUUUGAAUAUCCAGAUUGGGAAGUUUGGAAAAAAGUGGAAUUGUUCGUGUUAGAAUUUGCAUUUUAAUAUCGCAAGAAUUAGGUAGUCUACAUUAAUCCAAAACCGAUGUUACAAAUAGAUGCUGAUGUGUUUAAGCAGAUGACACCCCAUUUUAGAAUGUUGUGAAUACUGAGAGAGGAUUUUCUAAAUUAUGCUAGGACAUGUUUGGAGGUUGGGGCAUUGACACGGACAUCUUUCCCAGGGAAGAUGCCAUCUGCAUAGGUGAGGACAUGCUUCUCAAGGGGGCACAUCCACUGUACGCUACAAAAAGAUCAAAGGACGUUUUCACUAAUAUUAUUUAGAGAUGUUUAUUCUGACAAUUUUAAAAGCAUACUUUUCUAUUUUAAAAUAUGAUUUCUAGGCUAUAUUUUUAUUGGCACUUCUGCAAAUGAUUUCGGAUCCUAAAGAUGGCAGUUAAUAACACUGGAUUGUGAGCAUGGCUCACCGAAGCCUCUCAUCAGACACAUACAAGGUGCUGAAAUCAGGGCAGAGUCGCUGCCUUACUUAGCCUGGCUGCUCUGGGCCCUCUGACUUUGUACAAGAUUAGGUCUUGGUAUUUUAAAUGAUACAGAAUCCUUUUCAGUCGGUAGAGUGUUUGCCUGGACCACACAAAGCCCUGGGUUCAGUCCCCAGUACAUAACCAAGCGUGGUGGUGCACGCCUGUAACCCCAGCACUUGGGAGGUGGAGGCAGGAGGAUCAGAUGCUUAAGGACAUUCUUGACUCCAUAGAGAGCUAGGGGUCAAACUAGACUGUAGGAUGCCCUGUCUCAAAAAGGAAAAAUGAAAAUGUGAAGAGAUCUUGAAAACUGUAAAAAAAAAAAAAAAGCCUUUUUUUCUUUUAGCAGCUACUAAAUAAUCUUGACCUAUAUAUCAUUACAUAAUAAAAAAAAAUCACUUAGUAAGUAGCAGCAUUGAGUAGGAAGGGGAAAGACUGGCUGUGAUGCUAUAGGCGGCAGAAAUCCGAAGUCUCCUUCCCUCGUGCUCCAGAGUGUGAACUGCAUUCACAUUUCAGUGCAGCCCUUUCGGAGGGGUGAAGGGAUGGAUGCUUGGGUGCUCUCCUAACCCUUACUUCCUGCAGGGCAUCUGUUGUCAGUCUCUCAGACACGAGGCUAGGUACCAAGUCUACUUUUCAUUCUGCUUUGAGCUUAGAAGACAAUAGACUUGGGAAAGUAGAGGCUUACCAAGUUAUUCUUUUAAUAUUUAGGCCAAAAUUUCAAGUCCAACCUUGGAGAAUGUUUAGGUAUGAACUGUGUUCUUCUUCCGUCCUAGAGAAAAGACCACCCGCACUCUUUAAAGCUAGUGUUCAUGACCAGAAGAGAGCAUCUAAAAUACCUUGUUCAGAAGAAUGCACGGGCCAGUCAGGAGAGUGCCUCCUGCCGCAGGCUGAUGCCAAGGCCAAUGGCGACAAGCCCAUAUAGGAUGUGAAGCUUAGGAAAAGGCAGAGGAGGCCCUGAACCAUCAGUUUACACUUGAAUGUGAGCUCCCUUUGGUGGUGGCAUUCAAGGCUCCUGAGGACAGACAACUAGUGUAGAUUAACACUUUUGCUAUUAAAGUCUUGACCAACAACCCUAAAUGCCACCAUCUCAUUCCAGCAUAAAGCCAUGAGAAUAAUAUCCAAACUAGAUUCUUUUCUACAUGUUUUUGUGUUUUUAGUUUGUUGUUGUUCUUUUUGUGUAAAACUGUGAGCCACAGAAGUUGACCACUUAACUUCCUUUGUUAUUAGAAGGGGGAAAAAAAUCUUCAACUAGUCUCCAAAAUGCAUACAAAUCCAGUCUCACAACUGAAAUCCCAGCACUUGGGAGGCUGAGACAGGAGAAGCAACUCCAGAUUCUCAUAUUUCCAUGUUAAAUAAACCACUUUUGAAGCAUGAACUGACAGUUUCAUUAACUAUUUCGCCGAAGCAUUUCCGAACCCUUAGGCUCCCGCGUUUAGCACAAAUCUCUGAGAGACACAGUGAGCUCAUAUGACGGGAUUGUAUUGCUUUCUCUACAGGUCUUUCAUGCAAGCAUUUCAGAAAUCCAGUUCUCUUAGAUGGUACGUCUUCUGAAUAUAACCGAGUAGGGUAGCUGGGUCUGCAUUGGGUCGCUGUGCGUAUUGGCUUAGCUAGGUGCUGUGCAUGAUGCUAGCAGAUGGGCUAUGAGGCUGAGAUACUCCUGUAGUCAGCCUAAGUCAGGACUGCCCUGGAAAUGAGGCUGUAUUCCCUUCAUCAGAAAACAUUUACACCAACUGUUUUAAAUGGUUAUGGGUAGUCUCCCCACAAGACAAAGCUGAUAAAAAUUUUGAUUUGCAAUGUGUUCUGUAUUUUCCAAUGUGUCUGUUUAUCUGACUUAUCUAACUCUUUCACCAAUGUUCAUUGGCCAAAUUCAGUGUAAGGAAAGACAGACUAUAGAAGAAUUUGAUGAAUUUUGACAAUCUGUCUUGAGGGUUACCUUCCUCUAUAUUAUUUCAGUCAUUUGGAGUUUACACAGACUGUUUAUGAAAAGCGUUAUUAGUAACUGAGGAACAGCUCAGCAGUAAGGAACGUUCCAGCAUGUACAAGACCUGGGAUUGGUCCUCAGCGCUGAAAAAAGAAAAUGAAGUGAUUCCGUCAGUAUUCUGUUCUAAUACUUGGAGAAUGACCUUCAUGUUUAUAUAUUUUAUGUCUUAUGUUUUAACUAUACAGUGAUAAAAUCCAGGAAAUGUUUUAUAACAAAAUAAACUUUUGUUUGUAAAAUGUUUGUAAUAAUGUAAAAGUGGAUCUUAUACAUGUUCAAUAAAAAGCAGUAUCUCAAAAGUCUA
This is a messenger RNA of Myodes glareolus (Bank vole), 5852 nucleotides long. RefSeq names its product EEIG family member 2 (gene Eeig2). Lineage: Eukaryota; Metazoa; Chordata; Mammalia; Rodentia; Cricetidae. The record is from RefSeq and is a predicted model, not a curated record.